Eimeria tenella is the source of this 354-nucleotide messenger RNA. RefSeq lists its product as uncharacterized. NCBI's taxonomy places the organism in Eukaryota, Apicomplexa, Conoidasida, Eucoccidiorida, Eimeriidae. Bases 1 to 354 code for a protein of 117 amino acids. The transcript has 2 exons. The record is from RefSeq and is a predicted model, not a curated record.
AUGAGGAGCUGCACGAGCAGCAGCAGCGGAAGCAGCAUUGGCGGGGUUUGCUUUGCUGCUGCUGCUGCUGCAGGCGCGACAGCAGCAGAGUCGUCGCGGGUGCUGUGGGGCCCCUACAGGGGGCCCCCCAGUGCCCUUUUAAAUGCCCUUUUGGCUGCGCCGGCCACCACAGAGCCUCAGGCGCUGCCGUGGGCCAGUGUUGCUUUUUUGGUUCACGUCUGCAGCGUCGAAGCAGAGGGGGAAGAGACAGUGCUGCACCUCCGCGUCCCUGCAGGGACUGCAGAAGGCCUCGCCACGCCGCUGCUGCUGGUCCCCCACGACCUGCGCACCAUGAAAUGCUUCCUAGACGACUAG